Molecule: messenger RNA, 2920 nt
Organism: Venturia canescens
Lineage: Eukaryota; Metazoa; Arthropoda; Insecta; Hymenoptera; Ichneumonidae
Gene: Ir8a
Product: glutamate [NMDA] receptor subunit 1-like
Exons: 16
Coding region: 107-2815 (902 amino acids)
Biological process (GO): monoatomic ion transport; modulation of chemical synaptic transmission; synaptic transmission, glutamatergic
Cellular component (GO): postsynaptic density membrane; plasma membrane
Molecular function (GO): transmitter-gated monoatomic ion channel activity involved in regulation of postsynaptic membrane potential; glutamate receptor activity
Source: RefSeq, a predicted model, not a curated record
CAAGCGGUCUUGGCAGUGUCGCGCGCUUAUUUUUCUACAUAUUAUUAUCCUUCUUGGAUAAUAUUGGAACCCGUUGAUUUUAAAUAACAUUUAUAAUAACGACGCGAUGGGUCACGUCGCCCAAAUAGCCGCGUCUUUCUUCACUUUUUCCAUCGUUGCGUUCGCCCAAACGCCGAUUAAAUUCCUGAUCGUAACCGAGAGCACGGAUGUGACGAUUAAGGGGGUGAUAAACGAGGUACUCGCGAUCGCGGAAAAGGAUUUUGGCGGUGGCGUAUUGAGGAUGGACGCCGUCAUUAUCGAAGUCAACCGUGAAGACCUCGACUCGAGUCUGGAUAAUGCCUGUGCAGCCAUGAUGAGCGGAAUCACGAUGCUCUUGGAUUUGACGUGGACCGGUUGGGAACAAUUGCAAAAAAUAGCCGCUUCGAAUACGAUUAUUUACAGACGCGGUGAACUGGCCAUUUUGCCGUACAUUCAGGCUCUCGAUGACUUGUUGACCGAUAAAAAUGCGACCGACAUGGCCCUCAUCUUCGAAAACGAACAAGAUUUGAACCAAUCGUUGUAUUACUUGAUUGGAGAAUCGAUAAUACGGUUGGUCGUUAUCGAUGAACUGUCGGAUGCAACGAUCGCUAAAAUUCGUGCCGUCAGACCAUCGCCCUCGUAUUACGCGAUUUUUGCGACAACCGAUCGAAUGGAAUAUCUCUUCAAGACCGCUCUCGAUGGAGGAUUGGUGAGGAGAAACGGGACCUGGUACCUUCUGUUUACCGACAGGAAGUAUCAAAAUUUCAAAUACAUCUCGGGUGGUGCCGAGUUGAACGUAACCGUCGACGUUAUCACGAUGAGCACGCGAUCCUGCUGUCAGAUACUCGGUCAAGUGCCCUGCAAAUGUCCCGACGAUUUCCAGGUAUUUCCACACUUUGUCAAAAGAUUGAUCGGCAUUUUUGUGGCAACUUUUGCCGAAAUGAUUAGAAACGGAGUGAGUUUCAAAGUAAAGUCGUUCAAGUGCGAAAUCGGUAAUACAACUAAUGCGACGCAUCCUCUGACGAAAGCCUUCAACGUAACACUCGCCGGGCUAUUGCUCCAAAACGAUUUACUUCGGUACGAGGACAAGUACAUGAUUUUGGCGCCUCGUGUAACCAUGGAGUUCGAGACCCUCAAAGAUGGUAAUCUGGAGAGACUCGGCAAUUGGACGCAGCAGGACCGCAUUAAUCUUGCACCGGGAAAACAAAAUUUACCGGCUAAACGUUAUUUCAGAGUUGGAACAACCGAGGCCGUACCGUGGUCAUCGAUAAAGAGAGAUCCGGUGACCGGUUUACCGGUGAAGGACAGCGAGGGUAAAGACAUUUGGGAAGGAUACUGCAUCGAUUUUAUCAAAGAACUUUCCGUACAAUCUAACUUUGAUUACGAUCUCGUGAUUCCCGAGGAUAUGUCUUUUGGUGAAAAACUGCCGAAUGGAAAGUGGACAGGACUGGUGGGUGACCUCGCUCGAGGAGAAACUGACAUCUCGAUCGGCGCAAUGACGAUGACCUCCGAACGCGAGGAAGUCGUUGACUUUGUAACACCGUUUUUCGAACAGUCCGGUAUACUCAUUGGUGUGAUGAGAAAACCUUCACGGAAAACAUCUCUCUUCAAAUUCAUGACCGUCCUAAGACUGGAAGUCUGGCUCAGUAUAGUCGGAGCUCUGACACUCACUGGAAUAAUGAUCUGGAUUUUGGAUAAAUAUUCUCCCUACAGCGCUCGAAACAACAAAAAAAUUUAUCCUUAUCCCUGCAGAGAAUUCACGCUCAAAGAGAGCUUCUGGUUUGCCCUGACUUCAUUCACACCUCAGGGUGGCGGGGAAGCCCCGAAAGCUCUUUCCAGCAGAACACUCGUCGCAGCUUAUUGGUUAUUCGUCGUUCUCAUGCUCGCAACGUUUACCGCGAACCUCGCCGCUUUUCUCACGGUCGAGAGAAUGCAGUCACCGGUCCAAUCGCUCGAACAGCUGGCUCGACAAUCGCGAAUCAAUUAUACCGUGCUGGCCAACUCGACGAUCCACCAAUAUUUUACAAAUAUGAAAAAUGCCGAAGAUAAGCUUUACAAUGUAUGGAAGGAAAUAACUCUCAACAGCACGAGCGAUCAGAUCGAGUACAGAGUUUGGGAUUAUCCUAUAAAAGAACAGUACGGUCAUAUUCUUUUGGCCAUCUCGCAAGUUGGCCCCGUUAAAACGGCCGAGGAAGGUUUCCGGAAGGUUCUCGAAAGUGACGACGCCGAGUUUGCGUUCAUUCACGACUCCGCUGAAAUAAAGUAUCAAGUAACAAGAGAUUGCAACUUGACCGAAGUCGGGGAAGUUUUUGCCGAACAACCGUACGCAAUUGCGGUACAACAGGGCAGCCACCUUCAGGAGGAAAUAAGCAGAAGAAUAUUGGAUCUCCAAAAGGCAAGAUAUUUCGAGCGAUUGGCCGGAGAAUAUUGGAACAGCACUCUCAAAAAUCAAUGUCAAAAUGUCGACGAUAACGAGGGUAUUACACUGGAAAGUCUUGGGGGUGUGUUCAUCGCGACGCUGUUCGGCCUGGCGCUUGCGAUGAUAACACUUGCCGGGGAGGUGAUUUAUUAUCGGCGAAGAAAUUCUCUCAACAAUGACAACAAGUCGAAAGAAGCUGAACAACGAGCGAAGGAACGGCGGCGCUAUGAAAAAUCGAUGAUGGACAAAAUAACGGAAAACUUGAAGAUGAUGAAACCGGCCCCGAGCGUGGGGGCUUUCGUUGACAGGCCCCUCGGCCCCAGACCACGCGUAUCACAUAUUUCCGUUUAUCCCCGCAACUUUCCAUUCAAGGAAUAAUCAGCAGACUCGUUAUUUUUACAAAUAUAUAGCUUUGCAUUUAACAAAUUUCGGACUAUCGCACUCGAGUUUCUCGAAUCUCGAAUAAAUGUCUUGUUUAUGUAA